CCGGAAAUUGUGCUUUUUGACUUUGUGACUGCACAUCUGACUGGCUGUCCCAUCUGAACGAGUAUAAACUGUGCUCAACUGGUAUUUGAGAUCCUUUUUGGUCGUCCCCAAUCAUGUCGCCAUCCCCUCAGGAGCUAGCUUCAAGGCUGAAUCAAUCUGGUAAACAACGACAGAAGCGAUGGGUCACUAGGACCAGAACAGGGUGCAUCACUUGCAGAAUCCGGCAUAUUAAAUGCGACGAAACCAAGCCGAGUUGCCAGAGAUGCACAUCCACUGGUCGGAAAUGCGAUGGGUAUCAAGACCCGCGCGCUAAACAGAUUACCCGCCGCAAAAGCAAGACGGCCCAGCCAGAUGGUCUGCUGCAAAUGCCCUCUGCGUGGAGCUUUAUUGGCGGUAAGCCAAUGAAUCAUGAACAUUUUCACUACUUUGUAGUUGUUACUGCUCCCACCUUGACUGGCUACUUCAACUCGGGAUUUUGGUCCUACACGUUGCCCCAGAUUUCAUACUCCUAUCCGGCUCUCUGGCAUGCUAUUACCGCGCUGGCUUCUUUGCAUAGAGACUUCUUGGAAGAUGUGGCGCCACUUGCUAUUACGCAGGAUUGUAGGACAGUCAGGGUUCGAUUUGCGUUACAGCAACAUACCAGAUCUAUACAAUCCUUGAGGGAGUUGAUAUCCAAGCCGUGCUUGACGGCCCAUGACAAGAUGGCUGUUCUAGCGACCUGUAUUAUAUUUAUCUGCCUAUUAAGUCUGCAGGGGUCUCACUCUCAGGCCAUGGCACAUGUGGCCAGUGCUAUGGUCCUAUGUCAGCAGUGGAAUAGAGAGUUCCAGACCCAUCCUCAUGCAUCUGAGACUAUAGCUUCCGUCAUGCUUCUUCUAGCCCAACUUGACAGCCAGGUCCGCCAGAUCUUUUCGAUUCAAGGGUUAAUUGUCCCAUGGACUACUGAGUUUAAUUUACCUAUCGCUGAAGGGUGUUUUACGUCCCUCGAUGAAGCACACGUUUCUCUGGAGGUCAAUGUCAACAACCGCGCAUUGCAGCUUUUAACAAGCGGCUAUGAUACCUCUGCACCGGAAGCGCUUGCCAAGAAGGAAUAUUGUCUUCACGAACUUUAUCGUUGGAACUCGAAACUGGAAACAUAUAUCGCCAUUUCACAGCACGAGACGGACAACACAGCCGUGAAUGUUCUCUUCCUGCGCCGCUUGUACGCCAAAGUAAUGCUGUCCUUGGACCCAUCCAAAGGCGAGCUAGCACAUGACGUCUUUAUCGAUGACUACGCGCAGAUGCUUGACCUGGCAAGCAGAAUCCUCGAGAGCCUGAACACUCCUGUAACGGUGGAGUUCGAUCCCGGUUCGAGACACGCGCAACAACGGCACUUCAGUGUAGAAAGUACAGUGACAGAGACCCUGUUCCUGAUCGGGGUGCGUUGCCGUGAACCGACGAUACGAGGACGGGCGCUGGAGCUGAUGAGGCUCUACCCACGCCGCGAAGGCAUGUGCGGGACGAUGUUAGCUCUGAAACUCGGGGAGACGCUUGCCGAAAUCGAAGGGACAGCAUGUCAAAACGCCCCACCGGGUUCGUGCAGCGAUGGACCAUGGGUGUGUGCUGAUCAUCGGGUGACAAACAUACAGUGUAAAGAUGUCUCUGAUCGGAAAGUUGCCGUGCUGAUGAGAACAGCUGGAGAGGAAAAGCGCGGUUUCGAAGGGAAUUGGUUCGUAUUCCAUAAGACAUGGUAGCUGCAUCGUCCGUUCCCAUUACUUACUAGGUAGAGAGCGGUAUCAUCUCUACUUGCAAGGAUAUAGAAGAAUUGCUAUGAAGUAUACCUGUUUCAGGAUAAGCGUCAAUUGAUAUUUAGGAAUCCAUGAUUAAUUUAUCAGGUGUUGAUAACUAUCUAUUGAUGCUAUCGGCACUAUCGGCAUUCGGCCC
This is a messenger RNA of Aspergillus welwitschiae, 1920 nucleotides long. RefSeq names its product Zn(II)2Cys6 transcription factor. The record is from RefSeq and is a predicted model, not a curated record. Lineage: Eukaryota; Fungi; Ascomycota; Eurotiomycetes; Eurotiales; Aspergillaceae. Gene Ontology annotation, molecular function: DNA-binding transcription factor activity, RNA polymerase II-specific; zinc ion binding. The coding region runs from base 114 to 1730 and encodes 538 amino acids. The transcript has 3 exons. Gene Ontology annotation, biological process: regulation of DNA-templated transcription.